ACAAUAUAAUAUUUUCUCCGUUUUGUAUUAGCUUAUUUUCUUUCUAAGAAUCUGUAUUAUAAUUUAUUGUUUAUUUUAUAAAAUUAAAAAAAAUAUUAAGUAUUAGGUUCUUUCAAUACUAUCACUCUCAUUAAUGACUAAGUAAAGUGUAUAAGCUUAGAAGAUACUAUCUCUAUCAUUAAUGACUAAAUAAAAUGUAUAAGCUUAAAAUAUAUUUUCAAAGCAUAACUAAUAACAUAAGACUAAUUUGAUAAAAUAAAUUCCUAAUAAAUUUUUUUAAUUAAAGGGUAUGUCAAGUCCAUACGAAUUAACUAAUAUGAAACGGAAAGAGUACCUACAAAAAAACUUAUAAAUUAAUCGUGUAAUUUAAUUAAUCAUUAUUCAAUUUUUCAAGUUAUCGUUUCAGAUUUGAUAUAAAUAGCUUCAUAUCUUUAAGUUUCCAUUAACAAGUCUUAGCUUCAUGGCUUCCUCACAUAAAUUUACUAUUCCUCAAAUGGGCACUGCUAUCAUAUUGCUAGGAUUACUUGCUGCUAACAUUGAUAUAGCAGGGGGUCAAUCAAUAGGUGUUUGCUAUGGAAUGCUAGGGAACAACUUGCCACCAGCAUCACAAGUUGUACAACUCUACAAGUCAAGAAACAUAAGAAGAAUGAGGCUUUAUGAUCCAAAUCAAGCAGCUUUACAAGCUUUAAGAGGCUCCAACAUUGAAGUUAUGCUAGGAGUUCCCAAUUCAGAUCUUCAAAACAUUGCUGCCAACCCUUCAAAUGCAAAUAGUUGGGUACAAAGGAAUGUCAGAAAUUUCUGGCCAGCUGUUAAAUUUAGGUACAUUGCUGUUGGAAAUGAAGUCAGCCCUGUAACAGGCACAUCUUCACUUACCCGAUUUCUUCUUCCUGCCAUGAGAAACAUUCGUAAUGCAAUUUCUUCAGCUGGUUUGGGAAACAACAUCAAAGUCUCAACUUCCAUAGACAUGACUUUGAUUGGGAACUCUUUUCCACCAUCACAGGGUUCAUUUAGGAAUGAUGUUAGGUCGUUCAUUGAUCCGAUUAUUGUGUUUUUAAGGGGGAUAAAUUCGCCUUUGCUCGUUAACAUUUACCCUUAUUUUAGCUAUGCUGGUAAUCCGCGUGACAUUUCUCUCUCCUAUGCUCUUUUCACUGCACCUAAUGUGGUGGUACAAGAUGGUUCACUUGGAUAUAGGAACUUAUUUGAUGCAAUGUUGGAUUCUGUUUACGCUGCCUUGUCUCGAGCCGGAGGGGGCUCGAUAGAGAUUGUUGUGUCCGAGAGUGGCUGGCCAUCUGCUGGGGCAUUUGGAGCGACAACAAACAAUGCAGCAACUUACUACAGGAACUUAAUUCAGCAUGUUAGAAGGGGUAGUCCAAGAAGGCCUAAUAGAGCCAUUGAGACCUAUUUAUUUGCCAUGUUUGAUGAGAAUAACAAGAACCCUGAACUGGAGAAACAUUUUGGAGUGUUUUUCCCCAACAAGCAGCCCAAAUUUCCACUCAACUUUGGGUCUUCUGAUAGAUUUUUGGACAUUUCUGCUGAAAAUAAUAAUGCAACCUCAACUUCUCUCAAAAGUGACAUCUGAUAAUUAAGACACUUUAAAAUAACCAUUGCAUGUUCUCUAUGCAAUUGCCUUGUUCUGUUCUGAGACACUACCUGCUCUCUGUUGGUCCUCAUGGAUUGUUAACUAGAGACCAAGUGCACACAUAACAUAAAUAACUGAGUGAUGAUUCUGAAAUGAUAAAUGGAAGUAGUGAUGUUUAAAUUUU
This is a messenger RNA of Capsicum annuum, 1763 nucleotides long. RefSeq names its product lichenase. The coding region runs from base 461 to 1579 and encodes 372 amino acids. Lineage: Eukaryota; Viridiplantae; Streptophyta; Magnoliopsida; Solanales; Solanaceae. The record is from RefSeq and is a predicted model, not a curated record. The transcript has 3 exons. Gene Ontology annotation, biological process: carbohydrate metabolic process. Gene Ontology annotation, cellular component: plasma membrane. Gene Ontology annotation, molecular function: hydrolase activity, hydrolyzing O-glycosyl compounds.